GUACAGGCAGGCGGAGAGUGUGUGAGUGUGUGUGUGUGCUGUGCGCGUGAGUGAGAGAAAGGGAGAGUGCGUGCGCCUCGAGAGGAUGGCGACGCUCGUGGAAUCCGCAGAUAUUACCGAGCCCUUAUGCGGCAGCACCUUGAACAUGUCUUCCCCAACCCCAUCGAACCUCUCGUAUCGCUUUGAUGACAGCAGAUUUUAUCUGCUGGCGGUGGUCGGGGAGAUCAUCAGCGAGGACCAUUUGCGGUGUGCCAUUGCGGACAUUGAGAAAGGCAUCCGGUCAUGGGACACAAACCUGAUGGACUGCAAUCUGGACCAGGAGCUCAAGCUGUUUGUGUCGCGCCACUCCGCCCGCUUCUCUGCCGACGUGCGAGGACAGAAGAUUCUGCACCACAAAAGCAAUGUGCUGGAGACAGUGGUCCUCAUCAACCCCUCGGAAGAAGCUGUCAGCACUGAGGUGCGUCUCAUGAUCUCGGACACAGCUCGACACAAGCAGCUGGUCCUGGCUGGACAGUGUGUGGAGAGGACAGGUGAGCUCAUCCUGCAGUCGGGCUCCUUCUCCUUCUUCAACUUCAUUGACAUCUUUACUGACCAAGAAAUUGGAGAACUUCUCAGUAGCAUACAUCCAGCUAACAAGGCAAACCUCACACUGUUUUGCCCCGAACAAGGUGACUGGAAAAACUCCAACCUGGACAAACACAACCUCCAAGACUUCAUCAACAUGAAACUGAACUCCGCUCUCAUUCUCCCUGAAAUGGAAGGCCUGUCAGAAUUCACUGAAUACCUGUCAGAAUCAAUAGAAAUCCCAAGUCCGUUUGACAUUCUUGAGCCACCAACAUCGGGUGGAUUCCUAAAGCUCUCUAAGCCAUGCUGCUACAUUUUCCCUGGUGGUCAUGGAGACGCAGCACUCUUUGCUGUCAAUGGUUUCAACAUGCUGGUCAAUGGCGGGUCAGAAAGGAGGUCUUGCUUCUGGAAACUUGUGCGCCAUCUUGACCGGGUGGAUUCUAUCCUCCUGACCCAUGUUGGAGACGACAACCUGCCAGGUAUCAACAGCAUGCUGCAGAGGAAGAUCGCAGAGUUGGAGGAGGAGCAGUCUCAGGGAUCCACGGCCAACAGCGACUGGGUGAAGAACAUGAUCUCCCCAGAUAUAGGGAUUGUGUUCCUCAACGUACCCCAGAACCUGGAGAAACCAGAUCCAAACUUUCGGGUACGGAGGAACGUCGACGAGGCUGCUGCCACACUGCAUUACCUGAGCAAGCUGUCUCUGACACCAGAACCACUUCAGAGGGGCACUGGAAAUGCAAUUGAACCCAUCAUACUCUUCCAGAAAAUGGGAGUUGGAAAACUUGAGAUGUACGUCCUUAAUCCAGUGAAGAACAGCAAGGAGAUGCAGCACUUCAUGAAGCAGUGGACAGGCACUGAGAAAGACAUGGCUUCCAUUCUACUACCGAAUGGAAAAGAGUCAGAGCUACCAAACUCCUAUUUGUCCUCUGUCUCUUCACUGAUUGUAUGGCAUCCAGCUAACCCAUCAGAGAAGAUUGUGCGUGUGUUGUUUCCUGGCAAUUCCACACAGAAUCACAUUUUGGAAGGACUGGAGAAACUGAAACAUCUGGAUUUCCUGAAGCAGCCAAUGGUGACACAGAAAGAAUUGAACGCAAACAUGGCACCAUCACUUCAACAAGCAAAGAUGAAGCAUAAAACAGAUAGCAAAGAGAGCCUCAAAUCAUUAUCAAGGCCAGCAAGUAGAGGCGUAAAGAGAGAGUCAAGGGAGGAGACACCAGAGAAGGCAAAGGCAGAUACAGAAUCACCUAUGGAAACUUUCCACAGGAAACAUGAGGAAGCUUCACAGAUGAAGGAAAAAACUCCAGUGAAAAAAGUGGCAAAGGCUCAAGAGAAGGAGAUGAAAUCUAAAGUUGAGCAAACUCCAGAGAAAAAGAAAGCGGACAUUAAACCAAGAGCUGCUCCCAAGGAAAAAGUCAUGAAGAAAGAUAUUAAGAAAUCAGUUGAGAAGAAAACUGAUGACAAGGAGGUGAAGGAUGUUGUUGAUAAAAAAGAAGAAAAGAAGAAAGAUGAGAAGGUGACACCAAAGAAAGAGGAAAGGGUCAAAAAAGAGGAUAAGAUUAAAAAAGAAGAUGUGAAGAAGGAGAUGAAAAAGGAUGUAAAGAAGGACUUUAGGAGAGAGUCUCCCAUGAAGGCCAGCAAAAAGGAGGACAAGAAAGAAGUAAAGAAAGACGAUCACAAGAAAGAUGUGUCAAAGCCUUCCAAUUUACUGAAAAGGAAUGCAGCUUCUUCAGCUGAAGCCAAGAAACCAGCCCCUAAGCCAAAGUUGCUGAAAAAAGACGACGCAUCAAAGAAGGAGCUCGGAAGUCCUAUGAAGUCCAAAGAGAAAGGGAAGGUAAAGACUACCAAGAAAGACACUAAAGUCAGUGCGGCCAAAGCUGAGACUGCUGCAGCAGCAGCUGCUGCUUCUACUGCCGCCGCCGCUGCUGCUGCUGCAGGUGUUGCAGCUGGGCUUGAGGUGGCAGCCAGUUGUGCCGAAGCUCUGGAAGAGGAAAGGUCUUUGAUGUCAACUCCAGAGGACCUCACCAAGGACUUUGAGGUGCUGAAAGCAGAAGAAUUUGUUGAAGAUGAAGAGGCUUUACCUCAGAUCAACACUGAGGAAAUCACACUUGCCAAAGAGUCCCCAGAAGCAGGCGAGUCUGUGGAUGAGGGUAUCACAACAACAGAGCCAGAGGCAGAGAGCGGCGAAACUCCCGACGAGGUGGAGCCAAAAGAGAAAGUCAGCAGCUUCACCAGUGAAAAGUUUGAAGAUGAGGGAACAGGACUUGAGGAGUCAUCUGAAGCUGGGGACUAUGAAGAGAAAGGAGAGAUUGAUGAAGCAGAGGAGGAGGAGCAAAGGAGAGAACUCAAGUCUGAAUUGAAAAUCCAAGAAAAGAGGAAGAGAGAGGAAGAUGAAGAGGAAGAGGGAGAGGAUGAAGCCACUACUGUCAUCCAGGCUGAGACAUCGAAACAAACCCUGUUUGCUUCCAUCUCACCAAAAGUUUGCUCCCCCAUUUCUCCUGCUGCUUCAAUUCAUGAUGAAUAUCUUCCAGAAGGUUCUGGAAGUGAACCAGCUUCAGACGAUGAAAACCGAGAUGAACCCCCUGAAGAGUAUACCACCUCAGGCCAUACCAUGUCCACCAUUGAGAUUUCAAGUGUGCCAACACCCAUGGACGGCAUGUCAACUCCAAGGGACAUCAUGAGCGAUGAGACCACAAACGAUGAGACUGACUCUCCUUCUCAGGAUAUGGCCAGGUUUGGAGGGGCUAAAAUGUCAGGCGAUUUUGAGAGAAAACAGCUCCCAACUCUUCAAGAUGGCCCUGAAGACCACUCAAAAAGUGAUGCCACAGAUGGUGAAGACUAUCAAGCUUCAGCUUCUACCAUCUCACCUACAUCUUCACUGGAAGAAGACAAAAUUGUGGAUUAUUUCAAGGAAGAAGAGGGCGGACGCAAGACACCUCCAGUCUCAUUAAACAAAUUUGGCAUUCGCUCUUCAAGACUGGCUUCUGACUCUUCAAUGGGUCCAAUAGUGAGAUCUCCGUCUGGUGAUAAGAAUGUGAACAUGAGCUUCUUAUCAUCAGGUAUUGCCUCACCCAUUGAACUGGGCACUACCCUCACAGGGAUUCCGUUCGAAAUAGGCGAGAGCUCACUGAGUCCAGAUGAGAAGACCCUGGAGGGCACCUCUUCUCCACAAUCUGCUGGCCAUACACCUUACUAUCAAUCACCACUAGACGAGAAAGCAGGAACCCUACCACCUCAAGCAGGGGACAGUGAUGAUGGUCCAGUAAUUGUGGAGGUCACAAGUGACAAAGAAGACUCUCCUAAACAAGGUAGUCCAGUUGAUGAGAAAGUUCUCAAAUCUCCAAUAGAGAAGUCUGCAUCUCCUGUGUGUGGCUCACCAACCUCUGGAGCGGAAUCUCCACCAAAAAGUGAAAAAGCCGACAAGGUGUCAACAUUUAAAGAAGAGAGCAAAAUGUCAAUAUCAGAAGGAACAACAUCUGAUAAGUCUGCAACUCCAGUUGAUGAAGGAGUUGCAGAGGACACCUUUUCCCAUGCUGCGUCUGUGUCAACCUCUCUGGCUACAAUGAGUUCUUUGCGAGACCCUACAACUGAUGAUGUUUCACCAUCUCUGCAUGCUGAAGUUGGCUCCCCCCACUCCACAGAGGUGGAUGACUCCCUCUCUGUCUCCAUAGUUCAGCCUACGACUACUUUUCAGGAGACUGAGGUCUCUCCAUUGAAGGAGGACAGCCCACGACCAAUGUCCAUCUCCCCAGACACCUCUCCCAAAACGGCCAAGUCCAAAAUGUCCCUUCAGGAGCCUUCGACCAUGCAGGUCCCCCAGGACUCCCCUGACCAUUCUUUGGCCUCAGUUUUUGGCAAGCAGUCACCACAGCACCCCUCUGCCCCAGGGGCUUGUGGGGUCACUGAGAACGGACCCACAGAGGUAGACUGCAGCCCAUCCGACAUGUAUGACCACAGCUCAGUCGGAGAUCAUAGGGCUGAGAAGCCAAUGCUUUUCAGAGAGUGCGACUCCCCUCGUGCAGCCUCGGCGACCCCAUCAGAGGCGUCUCAGUCCAGUCCCUCUGUCAUGACUCCUUGUCAGGUUGGGGGACCAAGGGACAUGUCCCCAAGUGCAGCAGCUUCCUCAGGUCCUGUUACCCCAAAAGCAUCCUCCUUAACACACUCCCCUGUGUCCCCAGACUCACCGUUGGGGGACACCAGUUCUGGUGGGACGAAUAAGGGAAAUCUGUCUCUGGCUGGAGGAGAGACUAAUCCCUUCAAGUGUGAGUCAAAAUCUCCUGUCAGCCCCAAAGCCCCCUCACCAUCUUACCUGCCUCUGUCCUCUAAUUUCUCAGAGUCGUACACCUCUCCGACCUCUGGCGCUUCAAACUUUGAAUCCAAAGAUCCGGACAGCGCCAUGAAGAGCCCCUGUCGUCCAUCCAGGACGGACGUGGAUCUGUGUCUGGUGAAAUCCUGUGAGUACAAGCACCCAAAGACAGAGCUGUCACCAUCAUUCAUUAACCCGAACCCACUUGAGUACUUCCUGAAUGAGGAGAAUUUGAACCCUCUGGAGGAGGAAAAGCCUUUGACCAAGUCUAGUGGAGGGCCUCCGCCCCCUGGCGGGAAGCAUCAUGGGAAACAGUGUGAGGAAACCCCUCCGACCUCAGUCAGUGAGUCCGCUCCCUCCCAGACAGACUCUGAUGUGCCUCCCGGCACAGAGGAAUGUCCCUCCAUCACAGCAGAUGCCAACAUCGAUUCAGAGGACGACUCAGAGACUCUCCCAACGGACAGAACACUCACAUAUCGCCAUGUGGAUCCUCCGCCAGUGGCUGCCCGUGAUGCUGCUCCAUCCCCUCCCCGCCCUGACGUCUGCAUGGUUGACCCAGAUGCCUUGGCAACUGAGGAGAGCAACCAAGUCAAGGACACAAAGAAGGAGGCCGAAGAGAAGCCCAAAAAGAAAAAAACUAUGGCGAAGAAGUCUGCAUCACCAGCCCGAAAGAGCGCCAUUUCAAAGACAAGUGCAGCGAAGGAGACAAAAACUGCCUCUCCGAAGAAAAGCGCCAGUGCCAAGGGAGGAGAGGGGAAAGAUGCGAAAAAUGCAACCAACACUUCUGCCUCCCGAGGUGUGAAAAGUGCAGGAAGCAGUAAAACCUCCAGUGGAUCAGCAGUUCCCAACUGCCCCCCAAUGUACAUGGAUCUGGUCUACAUCCCAAACCAUUGCAGUGCCAAGAACGUGGACUCUGAGUUUUUCAAGCGAGUCCGCUCUGCGUACUAUGUGGUCAGUGGUAAUGACCAGGCUGCCCAGGAGCCCAGCAGGGCAGUGCUAGAUUCUCUGCUGGAGGGGAAAUCACAGUGGGGAAACAACAUGCAGGUGACCCUGAUCCCGACGCAUGACUCUGAAGUGAUGAGGGAGUGGUACCAGGACACCCACGAGAAGCAGCAGAACCUCAACAUCAUGGUCCUAGCCAGCAGCAGCACGGUGGUCAUGCAGGACGAGUCCUUCCCUGCGUGCAAGAUAGAGCUGUGAGGUCGCCAGGGCUGUGACCUGCAGGCCUCGUGCUGUGUCUAAGGCACGCAGCUGGGUUCAACUGUCAUAGAACUGCAGAACUAAAAGGUCUAAUCAAUGUCCCCUCUCAAAACAACAACAACAACAAUCCCCCC
This is a messenger RNA of Sardina pilchardus (European sardine), 6201 nucleotides long. It is a transcript of the gene map1b, whose product is annotated as microtubule-associated protein 1B. The record is from RefSeq and is a predicted model, not a curated record. Gene Ontology annotation, molecular function: microtubule binding; actin binding. The transcript is spliced from 7 exons. Gene Ontology annotation, biological process: axonogenesis; regulation of microtubule depolymerization; microtubule cytoskeleton organization. Gene Ontology annotation, cellular component: microtubule; microtubule associated complex; dendrite. Bases 86 to 6067 code for a protein of 1993 amino acids. Lineage: Eukaryota; Metazoa; Chordata; Actinopteri; Clupeiformes; Clupeidae.